UUUUAGAAUGAGACGAGAAGGUUACUAUUAUCUUUUAUUACUUCUUCGCCAAGGCCUGCGCGCAGACAACUCCAGGCCUUAACAACAAGACACAGGGGCGGUUACGCGAGAUCUGCGUAAUGCAUUGUGGGAAACGCCCUGGCUGGGAGGUGCCGCCAUUUUGUCUCUGUCACUCUCGUAGCGACGCGGUUCUGGUAUCUUGUAAGGGAGGAAGACCGCUGGAGGUAGCGGCAGUGAAGGCCGACGGGCAUCAUGAUUUCCGCUGCCCAACUUCUGGACGAGCUUAUGGGCCGGGACAGGAACCUGGCCCCGGAUGAAAAGCGCAGCAACGUGCGGUGGGACCACGAUAGCGUUUGUAAAUAUUACCUUUGUGGGUUUUGUCCAGCUGAAUUAUUCACAAAUACCCGUUCUGACUUAGGUCCUUGUGAAAAAAUUCAUGACGAAAACCUCAGAAAACAGUAUGAGAAGAGUUCUCGGUUCAUGAAAGUAGGCUAUGAAAGAGACUUCCUUCGGUAUUUACAGAGCUUACUUGCAGAAGUUGAACGCCGAAUUCGGAGAGGCCAUGCUCGUUUAGCUUUAUCUCAGACUCAACAGGCCUCGGGUCAAGCAGCAGGACCUACUGGUAAAAAUGAAGAGAAGAUUCAAGUUUUAACUGACAAAAUCGAUGUACUUCUACAACAGAUUGAAGAGCUGGGUUCCGAAGGAAAGGUAGAAGAGGCUCAAGGCAUGAUGAAACUUGUUGAACAGUUGAAAGAGGAAAGAGAGUUGCUCAGAUCUACAACUUCAACUAUUGAGAGCUUUGCAGCCCAGGAAAAGCAGAUGGAAGUUUGUGAAGUCUGCGGAGCCUUUUUAAUUGUAGGAGACGCACAGUCCAGGGUAGAUGAUCACUUGAUGGGAAAACAGCAUAUGGGUUACGCAAAAAUUAAAGCUACAGUAGAAGAAUUAAAAGAAAAAUUAAGAAAAAGAACUGAAGAGCCUGAGCGUGAUGACCGGUUGAAAAAAGAGAAGCUAGAACGAGAAGAGCGGGAGAGGGAGCGUGAAAGGGAAGAAAGGGAAAGAAAGCGACGGCGUGAGGAAGAAGAAAAGGAAAAAGAGAGGGCUCGUGAUAGAGAGAGAAGAAAGAGGAGUCGUUCACGCAGCAGACAUUCAAGCAGAACUUCUGACAGAAGAGGUAGUCGGUCAAGGGACCAUAAAAGAUCAAGAAGCAAGGACAGAAGGCGAAGCAGGAGUCGAGAUCGACGCAGAAGCAGAAGCCAUGAUAGGUCAGACAGAAAACACAGAUCACGCAGCAGGGACAAAAGGCGGUCAAAAAGUCGGGAUCGGAAAUCUUACAAGCACAGAAGCAAAAGCAGAGAGCGAGAACAAGACAGGAAAUCUAAGGAAAAAGGACAGAAGAUAAGCUUAUUGGGCUGACUGCUAGUCCUCUGCGGGGCAACAAGACUACUGUUCCUCAGUGGCUCUACAUGUGAAUCGGCGAUACCCAAUAAAGCAAAAAUUGAAGACUUUCAAAAAGGUCAGUUAGUGCAACCUUCCUAGGCAAUUAUUACACAGAACCCACAGUUCUAAGAGUUCCAAGGUUAACUGGACUUCCGUGACUGGUUUUCUCAAAGUUUCAAAUAUUGAGUGUUUUUCCCUUAGAGAAUGGUUCCUUUGUAAUCCCCCCCCUCCCCCGCAAUAUUUGGCUGAUUUCGUCUUAAUAAAGUUGUUUUAAGUUUUCUUGACUAUAGGAAUUGAAACCAACUUCAAAAUAUUUUUUAGCUUCUGUUGUAGGCCAAAAGCAUAAUACUGCUAUGCCUUUCCAGAAACUUCACCCACAGAGCGUUGAGAGUCCCUUCUAUUCGGUACCGGCUCUUUAUUCUUGCAUUAAAUACAUCCAUCCAGAGCAGCUGAUCUACACUUUCUGGAUGCUUAAAGGAGAACUUUAGUUCAUCUUGCUAAUUAGAGAAAUACCCAGAAAUUGUAUUCAAUGCUAGUCCUGCUCAGAGUAGACUUAUUGAAGUUAAUGGACAUGAGCAACUCACGUUCACUAAUUUCAGUGUGUCUACUCUGAGUAUGACUUGUUUAAUUACUUGAGAUUAUAUUCAAUUUGCAACAGUGUACUCUGUUUAUACCACAUGCUUUUAGUAUAUAAAUAGUUGAUUUAAUGGGAUAAAUAGUAGAUAUAAAUAGUAGAUAUAAAAACCGCCUACCAAAAUGGCCCGUGCUUUGAGUAUAAGAGGAUUACAUAGAUAAAAAAUACAAAACUAUCUUGAGAUUUUUCUUUUCUUUGGGUAAACUCAUGCUUCUGGCUUUACUAAUUUUACUGGCAGCUAAUCCAUUGUGGGAUUAUCUUCUACCCACCCCUACAAUUUAGAAAGCUACCUGUUGUCAAUGAAUUAUGACUCCCAUUAAGCAUGUGCCUCAGUUUCCAGCAAGUUUGCCAAGUCUAUAACUUAUAAUUGUUUGAAAAUUGGGUGCAGCUUGCCAGAUAGGUUUGCCAGUUUUCAUCUUGCUCUCCUAUUCGUUUUGAAGGGUUUUUGGUUUUUUUGCUCCCCGCAGUCAUGGAUUGUUAAAUAUCAGCUUGAUGAUGCACAUACACAGAUUACUUUCUCCCUUCUUGGCAGUGGUGACAAAUAGGGAGACAACCGCCAAUGCUGGUGAGGUGAUGGCUAUAGCAGGCAAAUGAAGGUAAAGCAGGUGGGAUGGGCUCUGGAAAAAUAUUGAGGAAAAAGUAGAUACUACCAUUUGGGAGCAGUACAUGAAGCCAUGGAGAAAAAGGUAUGGGAAAAUUUGACCAGAGUAAUCAUCAACUAUCAAAACGAUAAGCAUUCAAAUCUAUAUAACCAACAGAUUAUUACAGUGUAACAUUAAAAUGUCUUUAAAAUUAAAAGCAAUAUAUAUAAUUGACUCAAAUAGCCAAAUCGAAGAUCAGCUCUGUGGUCUGGAUCCAGACUUUUCCUUCCAUGGAUGUAGACUCCUUCCAUCUGUGGAUAUUCAGCAGAGGGGAGAGAAAGGUAACUUUCCAUUUCACCCCUGCAGGACCCAGCACCACCUCCCAUACUAUUCGACAGGGUCUUCCAACCCUCAGGAAUAAUAUAAAAGGUGGUGCAGGAGGCUGCAAGAAGACAGAGCAAUUGUUUAAAAGUCAUUCCCCUUCCUCCAGCAGCUGGAGCAUCCCCACCAAUGAAGGAAAGCUUGAAUCCAACGCUCCAUGUUUAGGUUUGUUACCUAACACCCAUAUGUAACAUAGCAAACAAAGGUUUUUUUCUGUAAAAAUUAAGCUACUUCAAACUGUUCACAGCACAGGCUGCUGUCUGAGGUUAAGAAUUCAAAUGUUACUGUUUGAAGUUUUACAAACAUACGUUCAUUUCCCUCCCCUCCCCCAACAGAUUAGGUAUUGGCAAUGGAGGGUUAAAUCUGUAGAUAUUAUACAUGGGGUUUAGCUAAAUUAAGUCAUUAAGAGUUGUAUAGUGUGCUAAAUCUGGUUUUAUGCAUAUUUUAUGCUAACCUUAUAGCAGGUAGUUUUUGGUUAGUUAGCACGCACGUGGCUUGUGGUAUUAACCAGAACUAUCAAACAUGACUGAUUUUUGCAUUGUAAUCUAAGCAAAUGCUGCCUCUCUUCUGUGUUAUCCUUUCCCUCUGAACUCAGCAACUGAGAUCUUGUUCUUUCUGGUGGAGUUUUUCAUUUAAUAUUAGCACGAUAACUUUGAUCUCUAGUUUCCAAUUUUACAGCCAUAGCUGAUGUCUCGGCAUGUACUUCACACCUGAAAAACGUGAUGAUAUAUGUGUCUUUACUGUGAAGUCCAUGGUCAAUGUCUUCUUUCA
This is a messenger RNA of Rhineura floridana, 3804 nucleotides long. RefSeq names its product LUC7 like 3 pre-mRNA splicing factor (gene LUC7L3). The coding region runs from base 253 to 1413 and encodes 386 amino acids. Gene Ontology annotation, biological process: mRNA splice site recognition. Gene Ontology annotation, cellular component: U1 snRNP; U2-type prespliceosome. Gene Ontology annotation, molecular function: mRNA binding. NCBI's taxonomy places the organism in Eukaryota, Metazoa, Chordata, Lepidosauria, Squamata, Rhineuridae. The record is from RefSeq and is a predicted model, not a curated record. The transcript is spliced from 10 exons.